AUGGGCAAUGGGUUGUAUAAUGGGUUGUAUACGGUGACCCAAUGUAGGCAAGAAAGAGGGAAUUAUGGAAAAUUGGUUUAUAAGUUUGUUUUGCAUCGAUUGGCCGGGCAACCGGAAGUCAAUGGAGCACAUGUUGGCAUGCCAAAGAAGUCAAAGAAGUCUAAAGUCUUGAAGUUACCUAGUGUGGUUGCUGAUGAUGUUUCUCAAGGAAAAGAGGAGAAGCCUGUUCGCGCAGUCAACACCGUGGACGAUGAGAAGCUUCCACCUUUUCAUUAUGUUACCAAUGUGAUCUACCCUGAGUGGUACGAGUCUACCCACUCUGUCCCUAGGGGUUGCGAUUGCAUCAAUGGAUGCUUAGGUUUCGAGAAAUGUCCAUGCACCGUUGCGUAUGGGGGCGACAUUCCAUUCACUUCGAAAGACGACAUUCCAUUCACUUCGAAAGAUGCUAUCGUUAGGAGAAAGCCUCUCGUUUACGAGUGUGGCCCAUCUUGCAAAUGCCUGCCUUCUUGCCAAAAUAGGGUUAGCCAAAACGGAAUUCGGUACCAUUUGGAGAUUUUUAUGACCGAGAAAAUGGGGUGGGGGGUUAGAUCGCGGGACUUCAUUCGAUCCGGCGGUUUUGUUUGCGAGUACACGGGAGAGUUGCUUCGAGAACAGGAAGCAGAGGAAAGAGUCGGUAACGAUGAGUAUCUAUUCGAUAUCGGGAAGAAUGGUAGUGGCUUCACUAUUGAUGCAGCUAAAUUUGGGAAUGUGGGGAGGUUCAUAAACCAUAGUUGCUCUCCAAACCUCUAUGCCCAAAACGUCCUUUAUGAUCAUGAUGACAAGAGAAUGCCACACAUAAUGUUCUUUGCUUCCAAAAGCAUACCUCCUUUAAGAGAGUUGACUUAUGAUUACAACUAUAAGGUGGAUGGAGUUCGUGAUGGUAAUGGCGACAUCAAGAGGAAGGAUUGUUAUUGUGGUUCUCGCUCGUGUAGUGGGAGGUUGUACUGUGGAAGGAUUUGCCUGGUCCUUUUCAAGGGGGCCUGGCUUGGGUCUCGUUUCAGUGCGGCUAGUUCUUUCUUUGAAUCUAGGUUUUGGUUUCGGGCUUGGCCUUUUGUUUCAGUUAUAGGUGUUGGUGUGCUUAGGGUUUGCAGCUUUUGGCCUUGUUUGUGGGGUUUUGGUUGGCAUCUUACCUUCCUCUGGGCUCGGUUCUCGUGUGACUUUUUGUCGAUGUGUCCGAGAUCCAUGUAAUUUUUGUAUCUUUUACAAAGAUUAAUAAAAUCUUUUUGCUGAAGGGAAAA
Molecule: messenger RNA, 1277 nt
Organism: Rhododendron vialii
Lineage: Eukaryota; Viridiplantae; Streptophyta; Magnoliopsida; Ericales; Ericaceae
Product: histone-lysine N-methyltransferase, H3 lysine-9 specific SUVH5-like
Exons: 2
Coding region: 1-1227 (408 amino acids)
Cellular component (GO): nucleus
Molecular function (GO): histone methyltransferase activity; zinc ion binding; protein binding
Source: RefSeq, a predicted model, not a curated record